This is a messenger RNA of Ostertagia ostertagi, 663 nucleotides long. The record is from the annotation of a GenBank genome assembly. NCBI's taxonomy places the organism in Eukaryota, Metazoa, Nematoda, Chromadorea, Rhabditida, Trichostrongylidae.
AUGAAUACACUUGAGAUGGCAGCCGGGGCCAUUCUGAAAACGACGGGAGCCGUCAUCACCAUUUCCACAGCCAUUUUCAUCGGCGUAGCGUUGUACUACAUGCUGACUGGUCAGGGCCACAGAUUCGAUAUCGGAUGGUUCCUCACUAGUACCUCGCCACAUAUGUGGGCCGGCUUGGGAAUAGGCUUCUCCCUGUCUUUGUCUGUUCUCGGAGCUGGAUGGGGUAUCUUCACAACAGGCUCUUCCAUUCUUGGCGGUGGUGUGAAAGCUCCUAGGAUUCGAACCAAGAACUUGGUCUCAAUCAUCUUCUGUGAGGCUGUGGCUAUUUUCGGUAUUAUUAUGGCCUUUGUCUUCGUCGGAAAGAUGGCUGACUUCAAACGUGAGGAGCUUGAUCUGUCACAGCCUGAUCAGGUGGCCAUUCUUGCUCGUAAUCUCGCAGCUGGAUACAUGAUUUUCGGUGGUGGCCUCACUGUUGGCUUCAGCAAUCUUGUAUGUGGUCUUGCUGUCGGUAUCGUCGGAUCUGGUGCCGCUAUCGCAGAUGCUGCUAAUCCUGCUCUCUUUGUAAAGAUUCUGAUCAUAGAAAUUUUCGCGUCUGCUAUUGGUCUCUUUGGAAUGAUCAUUGGUAUUGUACAGACUAACAAGGCAACCAUGGGAAACAAGUGA